AUGAUGCAAUCAGAGCUAUUUCUUCCCACCUUCCCCACCUCUCAUGAUGAUCAAGAUAUGAUCAUAGAUGGAGUGUUCUUCUCUCCAUCAUUCGCCUCAUCCGAAGAUUCCCCUAUGGUUUCUUCUGACUCAUUCUUCCUAGAUACUUUUCCCAACGACCUUUUCGGUCAUGAGGAAAGUCUUGUGAAGAUCUUAAGAAGCGACAUUGAUGACAUCUGUGACUGGAUUCAUUCCAGUGAAGACAUGACUUCUCCGUCUGCAGCCUUUGCCGCGGACGUAUGGAGUCCUGCCCCUUCCUUAGAGUCAUGCCAGAACGAACAUAUCCUCCCGGUCCCGGGGGUGCCUCUAAACAUGCCAAUGGAGGAUACAAAGCUAGAAAACGAAUUGAGGCUAACUCAUCUCAUCAAAGCUUUUGGAGAAGCCAUGCAUGAUGGAAACAAUGGAUCACUAGCUCAAGUGAUAAUUGAGUCCAUAAAUGAGAAGAGCAGCCCUCAGGGGACUUUUGUCGAACGGAUGGCGUACAACAUGUUCGAAUCCAAAUACGACGAAUAUUUAAGACAAGAAUCAAUCAAAAACUUUGCAACGGCGUUCAAUGUGUUGUACCAAACCCUUAUCAGCGCGAGGUUCGCUCACAACGCGGCCAACGCGGUUAUUCUCGAAUCUAUACCCGUUGGCGCGGAGACGCUACACAUCGUUGAUUUUGACAUUGGGGAAGGGAUCCAGUGGCCUGCAUUGAUCGAGGCCCUGAGCCGUUGCCGGAAGCCGGUGAGGCUCACGGCCAUAAAGCAUGAAGGCGAAGACGAGACGUCAUCGCCUUCAUGCUGGGAUUUUGAAGAGACUAAGAAACGGUUGAUUGAUCAGGCGAGGUAUGUUGGCAUAGAGCUGCAGAUUGAGGAAAAAUGCAUUCGAGAUUUCAGGGAUGAGAUGAAGGGAAGGAAGGACGGCGGCGGUAGAGAUUGGCUAGUGUUCAAUUGCAUGGCGGCGUUGCCGCAUAUGUUGCGGAGGAGCGGCGUGGUGGAGUUCUUGAAGGCGGCGGAGGAGGAGUUGGCGAAAUUUGAUGGAAUUGUGACCGUUGGAGAUGGGGAGGCAGGGGUAAAAUUGGGAAAUCAAGUAAGUUUUGAGUGUUAUUAUGGGAAACUUGUUGAGCACUAUGAGGCUCUAUUCGAGGCGUUGGAGUGUAAAUUGCGUUAUUUGGGAGAGGGGAGAGCGGCGGUGGAGUGUCUGUUUUUGGCGCCUUUUAUGUGCCCGUUUGCGUGGUUUGAUGAGUGGAAGGAGAAGGCCAAAGGUCUCGAGUUCGAGUGUGGUUUGGAGGGGCGGAAGGCGAGCGGGGAGAGCUUGGGCGAAGCUCGGGUGAUGGUGGGGGAGAGAGAGAGUUGGUAUAGUGUGAGGAUUGAGGGUUUGAGGGGGAAUGAGAUGGUGUUGAGAUGGAAGGAGACUGUGCUUGUGAGAGUAUCGACGUUUUGUAGUAGGAGGUGA
Salvia splendens (bonfire salvia) is the source of this 1476-nucleotide messenger RNA. RefSeq names its product protein NODULATION SIGNALING PATHWAY 2. The coding region runs from base 1 to 1476 and encodes 491 amino acids. The transcript has a single exon. NCBI's taxonomy places the organism in Eukaryota, Viridiplantae, Streptophyta, Magnoliopsida, Lamiales, Lamiaceae. The record is from RefSeq and is a predicted model, not a curated record.